UAAUCUGAUCGCUCAAAUCCAUCCAUGACUUUCAAAUUUAUUCUUCCUUGGACGUGAUUAGUGCCAACGCCAGGACCGACAACUGUCCGCACCGCCGCAGUCUAAGGCCGCAACUGGCGAACCCGAUUGCUGUCAGAGCAGUCUCCGACGUCUCUCGAAACCUCUUUCUUCUUCUCGUUCUACAGAUCGCGUGGUUGAGCCGCUUACCCACCACCGGUUUGAUUCCUCAGACGUAGACUGCGACCAGCGUCGUCGUUUGCCAUCGCCCCCGUGACUGGAAACUUUGUCGCCACCGUCUACAUCUGAAAACUCCGUUGGAGUGUAUGCCACAGGUGUUGCUUUAGCAAAUUGUCGUGAGCCUUUCCAAAGAGACCAAGUAUAUUUAGUGUAGAUGAGUAAUUUCACGAAGAAGAAAUUUGUACACAUUUUGCAUCGACAGAGUUUUUUCAAGGGGAAGCUCAAAAUGCAAGGGAAUUAUUGCAUAAGUGCUGGCGAUAGUAAGCUCAGUGUUGAAAUGCUAGUUAUUGAUGAGAUUGUGCCAACACUUUUACAUGCAUUGGAGGAUGAUGAAACUUCUGAUACUGCACUCGAUGGUCUUAAGCAAAUUUUAAGGAUUGGUUAUGUAGGUGAGAAGUCUUAUGGCAGGCUUGCACAUCGAUUUUUCAGGGGAUAUCAUAAUGGAAUGUCGGGAGCUUAUAUUUCAUAUGGUAAUGAAGAUUGCAUUGAAGAAUCAUUCGGCAUGGAGUUUCAGAUGAAUAGGGAGCAAUUCUAGUGGAGGAAACACAAGCAAGAACUCAAGUAAGCAUGUUUUGGACAAGAAAAGAUCAAUUUGAAGCAAAUACGCGCUGGGCGCCAUUGGGAUCACACCCAAUGCUUCAAUUACAGAGUGUUGUCAAACUAUCUAGGUUGAACCACACAUUUGUGGGGCUAAGCGCCACCAGUCCAUUCACAAGUAGCGCUCAAUGGUUGAAAAUAGCAUUGAACGGUGGUUUGACAAAGAGCUCCUUUUACGUUUUAAUAGAUGGUGCUCAACGGUGCUGAUAUGGCCCUGAGCGGUGGCAUCGGUGACAUAUUAAAAAGGGGUAUAUAAACAUGUUUCUUGCGAGGCUUUGGGAGAUUCCCUCCUCUCACACUUCAUUCUUCACCUAGAGUGACUGAGAGAGGCCCUUGGAGGCUAUUUGGGGUGCUAAGAAGCUUUCCCUUCUCCUCCUUGGGCUUCAAUCUUCAUCAAUGGUGAUUUUGCUCCUUUUGGAUUGAGGGGGAAGAAGGGUCACAAAUUGGAGAUGAAAAUGCAAAGAGGAAGCGCGAUUGGAGCAUGGACUAGAGGCAAAGAACCUUGGGGAAGGGCGUGCAUCAUUCUUUGGUUUCAAUUUCUUCCUUAUCUCUUCAAUUUGUAAACUCUAGGUUCUCCACCUUAGAGAGCUAACCUUAUUUGUUGAGACUAGAUGUAAUAAACUGAAUCUUGUGUAUUUUGUGAUGUUGAUACAUAUGCUUUUCCAUUUCAAAGUGAGUAUUGGAUUUCUAUGCUUAAUGUUUGUUGUGGCUUGAUCAUCAAUGGCUUGAUUAUUGGUUCUUGAGGUGCUUGAAAAUGUCUUUUGAACCUAGAAUUGAAAUUGAAUACCAAAUGGAGCUUUUAUCUAGGGAUAAAACACGAUUCAUUAGUAAUCUUAAAACUCUUGAACUUAAUGCAUAAUUUCACUUGUUGAGGAUUCAAGGAAUUGAAACUUGAUGAGUGAUCAUAGAUUGGUAGAAGAUUGGUAUUUAGAAUCCAUGGGUGUGUCAACAGAUUUGGAAUUCAUCAACUUAGUUUCCCCCCCAAAAUAUCUAAUGUAUACUUCCUUUGAGAUAUAACAAUACCAUUUUUUUGGAUUGUGCUACCUCAUUACACAAGAAAUAUUUGAGUUUGCCAAGAUCUUUGGUCUAAAAAUGGUGACGAAGAUGUUGUUUCAUCUAAGAGAUGCCAUGGUGGUCACUGCUUAUAAGAGCAAUACCAUCAACAUAUAUUAUGAAAUAGACACAUCCAACACUUGAGUGAUGAUAAAAGACUAAAUGAUCUGUCUUACUGCAACACAUACCAAAUUGUUGAACAACACUACUAAAUUUUCCAAACACUGCAAGACAUACCAAAUUGUGAAGACUAUAUACCAAUCCAGAAGAUUCCCCCUGAACAACAAAACUUGGAGGUUCCUUCACAUAAAUUUCUUCGUGCAAAUCUCCAUUAAGAAAAACAUUUUUCACAUCCAGUUGGUAAAAAGGCCACUAUUGAAGAGCUACAAUGGCUAUAAAUAAGUGAAAAGAACCCAUCUUUGCCACUGGAGAAAAAGUAUCACCAUAAUCUAAAUCAAACCUUUGUGUUUAGCCUUUGGCCACAAGAUGGCUUUGAGACAGUCAAUAGUACCAUCGAGACCAACUUUGGUAGCAAAAACCAUUCUGCAACCAACAAUAUAUUUCCCAGACAAUAAUGAGAUGAGCUCUCAAAGUUCCAUUGUUCUGAAGAGUACUUAGUUCAUCAAUUAUGGCCUGAUGGGCUAAGGCAUGACCUAUAGAUUUGGGAAUUGACACAAAAGAAAUAGACGAAAGGCAAGUAUAAAAAGGUGGAGAUAAUCUAUGGUAACUCAAAGUUAUAUAAUGAGGAGAGGGAUUACGGGUAGAAUGUAUACCUUUAUAGAGGGCAAUUGGAUGGUCAUAUUCAGUUGCCGAAAUCAGAGGACACAAAGGAGUUGACACUAGAAGUGAGUCAUUUGGUGGUUGUUAGGAAUGUUGUCUUCGACUAUAAACCUAAAGUGGUGGUGGAGGAAGAAAAUCUAACAAUAGACUAGGUACAACAGAGGAUAACAAACAAUAGGAAUACUGGUUGUAAUAGACGAAGAUACACAAGGAGUACAGAGACACUUAAAGUAAAAGGAAGACUCAGUGAAGGUAACAUCUGUAGAAUUAAAAUAGUGGUUAAGAGAAUGAUAGAAACACUUAUAUCCCUUUUAUGAUGGGUAAAUCCUAAAAAAAACACUUUUGUGUGAUUUAAGAGAUAACUUAUUAAGACCAGGACUAAAAUUAUGAACAAAACAUGUAAACCCAAAAUCUUUAAGAGGUAAGGGAUGUAGAGGUUCAUGAGAAAAUAAAAUAUAAUGAAGAAUUUUGUUAUUUAAAACCGAAGAUGGAAUGCGACUAAUACGAUAAAAUGUAGUAAGAAUAGCAUUACACCAAAAUUGUGUAAGGAACCUCACCAUGAAUUAAAAGCGGGUGAUUAAUAAGAUAAAAUACAAUAAGAAUAGCAUCUCAUUUUGUUGAGGUAUGUAGGCACAUGAAGUUUGAUGAGGUCAUAAGGUGUUUAAAAGAAUAAGAAAGGAACAAGUAGAGGUGAAUCAAAUUCCUCAUUCUGCAGGACCAACAACUAAACCAAAUGAUAGUACAAAGUUUGGGAAAAAUCUGGUGUACACACUAAAAGGAAAGGCCAUUCCAAGAUCUACUCGUGUUCAAGAAACCAACCCUACAACAUUACCCGAGGUAAUUCCUUUUGAUCCUAUAAAUUAUAACUCUAUUGCUUAUGAUGAAUUUCCUUCUGAAAAACCAGUUGAAUAGGUAGAUCAUAAUUUAAACCUCCUAAUUACUCUUAGAAAAGAAACCAGAACAUGCACCAGACAACAACGCUACCCCUUGACAAAUUAUUUAUCCUUUGAAAAAUUCUCACCUACCCAUAAAACCACAACUACACCUUUUGUAUCUAAGGCAUUAAUUGACAAAAAAUGGAAACAAGCCAUGGACUUGAAGAUGGAGGCAUUCGAGAAAAACAAUACUUGGUAGCUAGUCACCCUACCCCUUGGAAAAAGGGUUGUUGGGUGCAAGUGGGUUUAUACUAUGAAGUACAAGGCCGAUGGAAAUAUUGAGAGGUAUAAGGCAAGGUUGGUGGCCAAUGGGUUCACCCAAACAUAUAGAGUGGAUUAUUUAGAGACUUUUGAACCAGUUGUAAAAAUGAACAGGAUUCGAGUAGUUUAUCAUUAGCAGCAAACUACGAUUGGGAACUGCAACAAUUUGAUAUAAAAUAUGAAUUCCUAAUAGGGAUCUUAAAGAAGAAAUAUACAUGGAGAUACCACCUCAGUAUAUGGGAUAGAUUAAGGCCAACAUAGCUUGCAAACUAAAAAAGGCAUUAUACGGGUUGAAACAGUCACCUAGAGCAUGGUUUGGGAGAUUCACAAAUGUUAUGACAAGUCUUAAAUACAAACAAAGCCAAGGGUACCAUACUUUAUUCAACAAACAUUCUGAUUCAGGGGGAGUAACAAUACUAUUGGUCUAUGUGGAUGAUAUAAUUAUUACUAGGAAUGGUAAAAAGGAAAAACAUAGGUUGAGCCAACGCUUUGCCACAGAAGUAGCCCAUUCCAAGAAAGGAAUCUUCAUAUCCAACAAAAAUAUAUCACUGAUUUGCUAUAGGAAACAGGUCAAACAACCUGCAAACUAGCAAGUACACCUGUUGAUCCAAAUAUAAAGUUGGGAAGUGCAGAGGAGGAUGUUUCUGUAGACAAAGAAAUGUACCAAUGUGGGAAGACUCAUUAACCUAUCUCACACUAGGUCAGACAUUGUCGUUGUUGUGAGCUUAGUUAGCUAAUUUACGCACCAACCAAAGGAAGCAUGUUUACAAGUUGCACUUAGAAUACUGCAGUAUUUAAAAGGGACUCCAGGAAAAGGAAUUUUGUUCAAAAGAAAUAAGAAUACUAGUCUUCAGGCAUAUACAAAUGCUGAUUAUGUUGGUCUGUGGAUAGGAGAUCAACUAUGGGAUAUUGUACCUUUCUUGGUGGAAACCUAGUAACUUGGAAGAGCAAAAAAUAAAGUGUGGUAGCUAGAUCUAGUACUGAAGCAGAAUUUCUAGCAAAGGCCCAAGGAAUAUGUGAACUUUUAUGGCUGAAGAUUAUAUUGGAAGACUUAAAGGAUAAAGUGGGAUGAACCUACGAGGUUAUAUUGUGAUGACAAAUAUGCAAUUAGUAUAGCCCAUGAUCCAAUACAACAUGAUAGAACCAAACAUAGACGUGGACAAACAUUUUAUCGAACAAAUGCAUGACAGUGGCUUGAUUUUCACCCUUAUUUGUCCACUCAAGGUCAACUUGCAGACAUACUCAUCAAGGGGUUGAGUAGCAGUAGUUUUGAAAGAAUUAUAUCCAAGCUGGGAAUGGAAAACACUUAUUUACCAACUUGAGGAGGAGUGUCAAAAUAUAUUUACAAAAUUUUAGAUAUUAUUCCCAUGUAUUUAAUUUAUUAUAGUUUUUGUAUCCUGCUAUUAUUACUAGUAUAACAAUCCCACAAUUCAAGGGUUUGUUCUGCUUUUGUUUCCUAAAAUAUUCAU
This is a messenger RNA of Vigna angularis (adzuki bean), 5332 nucleotides long. RefSeq lists its product as uncharacterized. NCBI's taxonomy places the organism in Eukaryota, Viridiplantae, Streptophyta, Magnoliopsida, Fabales, Fabaceae. The coding region runs from base 392 to 772 and encodes 126 amino acids. The transcript is spliced from 7 exons. The record is from RefSeq and is a predicted model, not a curated record.